AUGAGCCUUGACGAUCCGCUGUCCCUUUUGGCCAUACAAAAGGCGUAUUUUGCCCAGCGGCUCAAGGAGAUCACCUCCAUAGGUGGUCUAUUCGCUUUGGUGCUCGAUAAGCAAACAGAGGCCUUGCUCCUCAGGCUAUUCUCCAAGGACGCCUUGCUUCGAAUCGUCACCACCAUUGACCAGAUCGACGCCCCUCGUAAACUCCAGCUGUUUCUCCAGGCCAUUUAUUUGGUCGAUCCGCUGGUCUACAAUCUCAAUUGCAUUUUGGCUGAUGUCAAGGUCAACAGAUACAAGAUGGGCCACGGGUUAUUUAUACCCUUUUCCCAAUGGGAAACUGAGAGUUUGCGGUACUUCCAGUCAGCCAAGUUCAUGGGCAACCCGGAAGUCAUGAGCUACUUUGGCGGCGACGGCUCCACCGCCUGCUUCGUCCAGGCUUCCAUGUAUCCCUUGGAGUCCAAGGUGUUUCUCACCAACAAUGUCCCUUACAACUCCAUGCCUGUGUACUUCAACGACAACUGCAGUGAAAUGGUGUUGCCCCAGAUCCGCAAGGCCGCCAAAGCCAUUGUGAACGCCAUCAUCGUGGCCGAAGAGUACCCACUCAUACGUUUCUACGCCCUGCCUAAGGCGACCCACCAGGCAGCCCGUUUGCCUGAACUUAUUGCUGACGAGGUCCAGCGUCAACUAGACGACUACCUCCGUGCCAACACAGACUAUCCACCCAAAGCCACGCUAGAGAAGCCCAGAGCCAUUCUUCUAGUGACGGAUCGUUCCAUGGACUUGUUCGCACCUCUCUUGCACGAGUUCUCCUACCAAGCCAUGGCAAUGGACAUUGUGGAGAGUUUGGAGAGGGAGUGUGUCUACAGGUACGAGGCGGAAAACGAAAAGGGUGAACAGCAGGAAAUGAAGUCUGACUUGGACGCAGAAGAUGACGACCUCUGGAUCUCGCUCCGUCAUCUGCAUAUCAUCGAGGCCUCCGAGUUGAUCAUCAACCGCAUCAAUGACCUUAUCAAGAACAAUCCAAUGAUGGUCGAUCGUAGCAAGGCCAAGACCUCUUCUGACUUGAUGUACGUCGUCGCCCACUUACAUGGCUUCGAUGAGGAGCGUCGCCAGGUCACCUUGCACAAGACACUUAUCGACGAAAUUUUGGAUAUUAAUGCGUCCAGAAAAUUGGCUGAGUUUGCUGCUGACUUUGAACAGACUUGCUGUGCAGAGGGAACCUCUUUCGAAGGUAUCCACAACAAAAAGUUGCAUGAAGACUUGAUCGUCUUGCUCGCCCGUGAGGACUUGCACGUCAACGACAAGAUGAGACUCGUUCUUAUUUACGGGCUCUACAGAGGCGGUCUCGCCGAGUCUGACUUUGUCAAACUCGCCAAAUUUAUUGGUGUCAAGAACACGCAGAUUGUCUCCCUUGUGCUGAGAUGCUUCUACAACCUCCACAAGCUUGACUUCCCUAUUGUCAAGAAGUCUGUCAAGGACAAGAAAGUUGAGCGUCAGUUUUUCCACACCAUCAAUAAUGAAGGCACCUACAACACGUCGAGAUUCGCACCGGGUCUAAAAAGAGUGCUUUACAAUGCUGCCAAGUACGAAUUGGAUGAGGACUGGUUUCCUUACUUCCGUGACAAGCCCAUUGCCGAGGAUGUGCCCAAGGGCAACGGUCUCAACUCAGGCUUGGACAAGACUAGUUCGGUCAGAAACCCUAGAGUUAAGGCAUCCUGGGCACCCUCGGGCUCCAGGCACGGUGCUACGCCCAGGAAUAAUAAGAACAAACAGCGCAUCUUCUGCUAUGUUGCGGGUGGUGUAACAUACUCAGAAAUGAGACUGGUCUACGAGCUCUCGCAGGCGCUUGACAAGGAUAUCUACUUGGGUUCUGAGUCCGUUCUCAAGCCUAGAGAUUUCUUAAUUGGACUCCAGAACAUCGAUGGAGUGAAGCAGCCGGAGCAGCUUGAUAUUCCACUUUACGAUGAAGUGACUAGACCUCGGACGCGGGCGCCCUCGUAUUUGUUCGAUGUGCCAAAACCUCCCUCUCAGCAGCCAUCUUCUACGCUGUCGCGUACACCCUCGGCACCAUCAACUCAAAGCAUGAAACAACUGCCACAGCAAUUGGCCCAAUCCGGAUUUGGCUCUUCUAGCCCCAAUCCCGAAUUGCCUCCAGACACAAUUGGAGCGAACACGCCGCUGCACUAUCAGAAACGGACUAGUCAGUACAGUACGGAUCUAAGCGGAGAAAACCGCGCUAAAGAGAAAAAGCCGUCCAGAUUGAAGAGGUUGUUCAAAUAA
Messenger RNA from Candidozyma duobushaemuli, 2277 nucleotides. It is a transcript of the gene SEC1, whose product is annotated as Sec1p. Lineage: Eukaryota; Fungi; Ascomycota; Pichiomycetes; Serinales; Metschnikowiaceae. The record is from RefSeq and is a predicted model, not a curated record. Gene Ontology annotation, molecular function: syntaxin binding. Gene Ontology annotation, biological process: vesicle-mediated transport; intracellular protein transport. The transcript has a single exon. Gene Ontology annotation, cellular component: plasma membrane; secretory granule. The coding region runs from base 1 to 2277 and encodes 758 amino acids.